GAAGACGUGCAACACCACCAAAAUUUCCGCUGCGCAGCUUCAUCUUCUGCAUUAGAGCUCCAUCAUGGCCGCCCGCACGCUAAGAAUAGGCCUUAUCCCCGGUGACGGCAUCGGCCGUGAAGUCAUUCCCGCUGGCCGCCGCAUCCUCGAAGCGCUGCCCUCCUCCUUCGGCCUGAAGUUCAGCUUCUCCCACCACGAAGCUGGCUGGGACACCUUCCAGAAGACGGGCGCCGCAUUGCCCGAGCAAACCGUCGAGGCAUUGAAGGGAGAAUGUGACGGCGCGCUGUUCGGAGCUGUCAGCUCUCCUACGGUCCAGACGAAGGGCUACUCUUCGCCCAUUGUUGCGCUAAGGAAGAAGAUGAAGCUGUAUGCCAACGUCAGGCCUGUCAAGUCAGUUGCAUCGUCGAAGUACCCGGUCGACUUGGUCAUUGUACGGGAGAACACUGAGGAUCUCUACGUCAAGGAGGAGAGGACAUACAAUGCGCCCGAUGGCAGCAAGAUUGCCGAAGCUAUCAAGCGCAUCUCGGAAACUGCUUCGUUCAACAUCUCCGCCAUGGCCGGCGACAUCGCUCUGCGCCGCCAGCGCGUCCGCGACGCAGGAGGCAAUAGCAUCCACUCCUCCCCGCUUGUUACCAUUACACACAAGAGCAACGUGCUCUCCCAGACAGACGGUCUGUUCCGCGAAACCGCACGCCGUGCCCUGUCCGACUCCAAGUACCAAUUGGUAGGCGUAGAAGAGCAGAUCGUAGACUCCAUGGUGUACAAGCUGUUCCGCCAGCCCCAAGACUACGACGUCAUCGUCGCGCCCAAUCUCUACGGCGAUAUCCUCUCAGACGGUGCCGCGGCGCUCGUCGGCUCCCUCGGUCUCGUGCCUAGCGCAAACGUGGGCAAAGACUUUGUGAUUGGAGAGCCUUGCCAUGGUAGCGCGCCAGAUAUCGAGGGCCAGGGAAUUGCGAACCCGAUUGCGACAAUUCGAAGCACAGCGCUGAUGCUAGAAUUCAUCGGCGAGGAGGAGGCUGCUGCAAAGAUCUACGCCGCUGUGGAUGCCAACCUCGAGGAGGGCAGGCUCCUGUCGCCUGACAUGGGUGGCAAAGCGAAGACGGACGAGAUUGUGGAGGACAUUUGCAGGAGACUAUAGAAUUAGAGGGGUGAUUUGGAUACUGUAGAUACCAUGUACCACAGAAGAUGAUUACAAGCGUUCUAUCCCACCAGGUCGCGAUGCAGCGAUUCUUUGCCAAUCCCAUGUGUUAUGGACCCCAAACGGAACGCCACGCUGAUACCUAUACCCAACGCCAAACCUAGCUGUCGUCUAACGUCAUUAAAGUCCUCAAUCCAGCUCAUCAUCAUC
This is a messenger RNA of Cucurbitaria berberidis CBS 394.84, 1348 nucleotides long. RefSeq names its product Isocitrate/isopropylmalate dehydrogenase. The record is from RefSeq and is a predicted model, not a curated record. Gene Ontology annotation, molecular function: isocitrate dehydrogenase (NAD+) activity; magnesium ion binding; NAD binding. The coding region runs from base 65 to 1138 and encodes 357 amino acids. Gene Ontology annotation, biological process: isocitrate metabolic process; tricarboxylic acid cycle. Gene Ontology annotation, cellular component: mitochondrion. Lineage: Eukaryota; Fungi; Ascomycota; Dothideomycetes; Pleosporales; Cucurbitariaceae. The transcript has 2 exons.